This is a messenger RNA of Aspergillus pseudonomiae, 786 nucleotides long. RefSeq lists its product as uncharacterized. The record is from RefSeq and is a predicted model, not a curated record. The coding region runs from base 1 to 786 and encodes 261 amino acids. Lineage: Eukaryota; Fungi; Ascomycota; Eurotiomycetes; Eurotiales; Aspergillaceae. The transcript has 4 exons.
AUGUUAUCAGUUGCCAUGCAGGGUUUAACCCUGUACGGGUUUAGUAGUGGUGGGCUUGGGAAGCACGAAGCUACUCUCUCGGAGAGCGAGUUGGUCAGGUUCACUGUGGUAAUUUUAGCAAUCGUUGUGACGUUUAUCCCACUAGUCUGUGUCGCAAAGCUGAGCCUGAUCAUGCUAUACUAUCGCCUGAGUCCCCAUGUGAAGCUAUGGAGAUGUUGCAUAUACGGAAUCGCGACCCUCAUCACCAUACCCACACCCAUAUUGGUUUUCCUCUAUUUGUUCGGCUGCCAGCCGGUUGCUAAGGCAUGGGACUCGACAAUUACUGAAGGGCACUGUGUGGACCGUCUCAGUAUCAUGUUGGCAAGUUCCGUGUUGAACGUUGUUACAGAUUUCUUGAUGAUCAUCGCCCCAAUACCUUUGAUCUGGAAAUUGAACAUGCGGGUAUGGCAGAAGCUAGGAAUUUCUCUGAUGUUCUUCUUGGGUGGCAUGAAUGCGGAAACUAUUCUUGUCAUUAUCUGCGACUGCCUUCCCUCGCUGCGUCCCUUCCUGCACCGACAUUGCCCUGGAGGCUGUUUCACGGGGUCUGAACCCUCUGGGGUUCCAACUAGUGGGACACGCAAUACGAGGCAACAUGGUAGAAGCCGCUAUUUCGAUGAUGACAUCGAGCUUAUUCAGAACGAGUCGGAUUCCCCGAGGCCUAUAGUUAUCACACGGACCGUGGAGAUGGAAUUGCAAUACCACAAGGCUGAAGUGGAUGCAAAGCUGACAAAACAUUCUACUCCUUGA